AUGCCGCCGAAUGAACAAAUAAUCCACGAACAAGAAUGUAAAUCCACCGUGGUGGUCGUUGGUCUUGGUAUGGUGGGGUUAUAUUUUAUAGAGAAAUUGCUCAACUAUGACGUGGAACAAAACUUUAGAAUUGUGGCUUUUUGUGAAGAAACGAGAGUGGCUUAUAAUAGAGUCGGACUGACUCAGUAUUUUACACAUCGUUCGGAAGAAAGAUUACUUUUGCAACCUCCAUCUUGGUAUGAAGAUAAAGGGGUAACAAUUCACGUUGGCGAUAGAGCCGUCCACAUCGAUCGAUCAAAAAAAGUCGUUCAUUCAUCCAAAGGUUUGGCCAUUCCGUAUGACAGCUGUAUUCUUGCCACUGGUUCUUACGCGUGGUUACCUCCAUUGCCAAAUGUUGAUAAGCCUGGUGUAUUCGUUUACCGUACUUUGGACGAUUUGGACAGUAUCAUCGAGUAUAGCAAGACUGCAAAACGUUCGGCCGUGAUUGGUGGCGGUCUACUUGGUCUCGAGGCCGCGAAGGCGUUACAUGAUUUAAACUUGGAAGUUACCAUCAUCGAACGAAACCCCUUGCUAAUGCCAAGGCAAUUGGAUCUGCCUGGUGGAGAGAUUUUACUUCGGGAAAUCAGCAAAUUGGGAAUCAAAAGUUCGCUCAGUUUACCGCCUAAGGAAAUAUUGAUUGAAGAAAAUGGAAAGACGAAAGGAAUAUUAUUCAAUGAUGGUUCAGUGGUGGAUUUUGACAUGGUGGUCGUCGCUGCGGGAAUUAGACCACGUGACGAGAUCGCCAAAUCUUCGGGAAUUACAACUCAUCCAAAGGGUGGCGUCUUUGUAGAUGAUCGACUGCAAACGAAUGACCCCGAUAUUUAUGCAAUUGGUGAAGUUGCAUUACACGCUGGUACCGUUUAUGGCCUUGUUGCUCCCGGUUAUGAUAUGGCCGAUGUUGUGGCAUCAAACCUAACCGCGAAAAAUCAGAAUAGGAAAUUCAUGGGAGGGGAUUUGUCUUGUAAGCUUAAGCUUCUUGGAGUUCACGUCGCAAGCUUUGGCGAUUACUUUUGCAGCGAAGAUAUAUCGAUGCCUUUGGUGUACAAAGAUCCAUUUGGUUCGAUUUACAAGAAAUAUAUAUUCUCCAAGGAUGGAAAACACCUUCUGGGCGGAAUUAUGGUUGGUGAUACAGAGGAUUACACAAAGCUUCAUGCUCUUUGCAAGUCAAAGAAACCCCUGACAAUGUCCCCUGGAGAACUUAUCCUAGGCGUAAAAUCUAGUCAGGCGCCUGGGGCAGAUGACCUACCUGACGAGGCUCAAAUCUGCUCCUGUAACAAUGUAUCGAAAGGUCAAAUACGGGCGGCUGUUAGAACAAAAAAUUGUCGUUCCAUCGGUGAGGUCAAAUCCUGUACGAAAGCUGGUACAGGUUGCGCUGGAUGUAUUCCCCUUGUGACCGAAAUCUUGGGAGCAGAAUUGAAAUCAAUGGGUCAAAAGGUGACACAAAGCUUGUGUCCACAUUUUGAAAUGACUCGUGCUGAGCUCUUCCAGGUUGUCAAGAUCAAAAAAUUGAAAAAAUUCAAAGAGAUAAUCAGUGUUGUUGGUAAAGGAGCGAACGGAUGCGAAGUAUGCAAACCAGCUGUGGCCUCAAUUCUAGCUAGUUUAUGGAAUGAACCCAUUCUUGAUCAUGCCAACCUCCAAGACACGAAUGAUCGUUAUCUUGCCAACAUUCAGCGUGGCGGUUCGUAUUCUGUCGUGCCCCGUGUACCAGGUGGCGAGAUAACACCUGAAAAAUUAAUUGCAUUAGGUCAAGUAGCUAAGAAAUAUGGACUAUAUACUAAGAUUACGGGCGGACAAAGAGUUGACCUCUUCGGUGCAAAAAAAUAUGAUCUCCCUGAUAUUUGGGAGGAACUAAAUAAGGCAGGAUUUGAAUCGGGUCACGCUUAUGGUAAAGCUUUAAGGACUGUAAAAUCUUGUGUUGGUUCUACUUGGUGCAGAUACGGAAUCGGCGAUUCAGUGGGAUUUGCUAUUCAAAUUGAGAACCGUUAUCGAGGCAUUAGGUCACCGCACAAACUUAAAGGUGGAGUAUCAGGGUGCAUUAGGGAAUGUGCUGAAGCACAAGGGAAGGAUUUCGGGCUAAUUGCCACAGACAAAGGUUAUAACAUUUACGUUUGUGGAAAUGGUGGAUCGAAGCCUAAACAUGCAGUUCUAUUAGCAAAAGAUGUUCCCGAAGAGUUAUGCAUCAAGUAUUUGGAUCGAUUUUUGAUGUACUACAUUCAUACAGCGGACAGACUGACGCGCACAGCGAGAUGGCUUGAAAAAAUGGAAGGUGGCAUCGAUUACCUUCGUUCAGUUAUUAUUGAUGACAAACUUGGGAUAUGCAAAGAUUUGGAAGAAGAUAUGGCACGAUUAGUUAACACAUAUCAAGACGAAUGGGCAGAAGUUAUUAACAAUCCUGUCCGGCGUAAUCAAUUUAAGCAGUUCGUUAACACAACAGAGACUCAAAUAGAAAUUGAAGACAUGGAAGAACGCGGUCAACGCCGUCCUGCAGAUUGGCCCAAGGCAUUUCCAAUGGUACCUCAGCAGCCGAGCACAGACCUGAAACAAGAAUCAUGGGUCAAUAUUGCCCCUGUGGAAUCGUUCCCUGAGGACGGCGGACAAGUCAUCAAGUACGGUGAUACCCAGAUUGCAAUAUUUAAUACCGACGGGCGUAAAAAUUGGUAUGCCACCCAAAAUAUGUGUCCGCACAAGAGAGCGUUUGUACUUUCAACCGGCAUAAUUGGUGACGACGAGAAUGGAGUUUUACAUGUCAGCUGUCCGAUGCACAAAAAGAAUUUUGCUCUCGAAACCGGGGAGUGUAUAUCAGGAGAUGUUGGGCUAAAACUCAUGACAUUUGAGGUUAAAAUCGAGGAAAAUCAUGUUUGGUUAAAUCUUCCCCCAUCCAAUGAACUUGAUCGACUACUUGGAACGAGCAAAUGGAUUGUGACCAAGAGUUUAACGAAAAAGGGUGCUACUAAAAAUAGUAGCGGGGUACAAUUUGUUGGAAACGCAAUUCCUUGCGGUGGCGCCGG
This is a messenger RNA of Acaulospora colombiana, 3047 nucleotides long. The record is from the annotation of a GenBank genome assembly. Lineage: Eukaryota; Fungi; Glomeromycota; Glomeromycetes; Diversisporales; Acaulosporaceae.